This is a messenger RNA of Globicephala melas (long-finned pilot whale), 3986 nucleotides long. It is a transcript of the gene TPRKB, whose product is annotated as TP53RK binding protein. The record is from RefSeq and is a predicted model, not a curated record. NCBI's taxonomy places the organism in Eukaryota, Metazoa, Chordata, Mammalia, Artiodactyla, Delphinidae. Gene Ontology annotation, biological process: tRNA threonylcarbamoyladenosine modification. Gene Ontology annotation, cellular component: cytosol; EKC/KEOPS complex; nucleus.
UUGAAGGGAGGGAGGAUUGCAUCAGGGGAACUGCCUGUCCUAGAGGGCGCGUGGGGGCGGGAUCUUGGUGAAUUGAAGCUGAGAAGUCAAGUGCGGCGGUGGCGGAAUGAGCGCGAUCAGGGGAGGGGUGCGCUAGGAAGCCGAAGAGGGAGGAAGGGUUCAGAUCAUAGAGUUUGGAACGCCCGUGGGUGGAGGUUGGAUGGUAGGAGGGCAGGAAUGGUGAGGCGACCACUUCUAGGAGGUCACAGAUGUAGAUGAGAGAUGGUGGCCUACGGUGGUGGCAGUGGGUAUAGGAGAAAAUUGGAGCUGUCGAGAUGAUAAUUAAAAAUUGACAAGACUUUUGGAUUAGAUAUGGGAUUUGAGUGAGAGGUUAGUAUCCAACGAUGAUUCGAAGUUUCUGACCUGAGUGAAUUAUAUAAAACAAAACAAACCAAUUUGACGUUUGCUAGGGGGCCUUUUUCCCCUAGUGUAAAAACAAAAACCACAAAAAAUUUUUCCUCCCUAGUUAUAUGUACUCAUUAUAUUUUGUGUGCACACUGCAGAAAAUUCAGAACAUAUACACAAAAAUAUUUUUUAUAGAAAACAAUAAAAAUUACCUGCAAUUCUGCUAUCCAAGAUGGCCGUACUUUGGUGUGCUUCCUUUAUGUUUUUGCUUUCUGAGUGCAUCUUUUUAUAUAAUUGGGUAUACAUUCUGUCUGUAUCUAUUUUUUUUCCAUUGGACGUUAUCAUGAUAAUAAAGGUUGAACUGCUGUGUGCUAGGACGUUAUUCACAAAUUUUAUUCUUUCCUGAUUGUAACAGAAAAGAUCAGAUGUAAUUCCAGCAAGUCAAGGAUAACUUUUUGUUGUAUUUUUCUUUCAAUAUUUUUUCUUUUUGUGUACCUUUUAAAAAACCCCACAAUUUGUGUCACAUUUUGUGUUUUGUUUUCCAAUCAGAUGUGAAGUACUUAAUGUUAUUUAUUGCUAUAUUUACACAUCCUUAACUACUCUUCAAGACUAGUUUUUAGUGGUUGUUUAGUAAAAACCAAUCCUCUGUUACUAGUCAGGUAGGUUUUCAACUUUUUACUCUUAGGAUGAUGAGAAGGACAUCUUAUUACAUAAAUCUUCAGAUUGCCAAUUUAUUCCUUAAGAAAAAUGCUAGCAAUGGAACCUAGGUGAAAGGAUAAAAUGAACCUAUAAAAUUGCCUCACCCAAAUAUCUCAUUGGGACUGUAAUUGAAAUUGUUUUAAAGAUCAGAUUUUUGCAGUGCUUAGUUUUUCCAUUUCAAAGAUAGAUUAUGUCUUUCCAGUUAUUUGUAUUUUAUGUCCUUGUUAAAUUUACGUCUAUAAAGGGUCAGUAUUAUUAUUUAAGAAUUGUACCCUCGUGGCUAAAUUCCCAUGUGUGAAAUGAAUAUCUUUGAGUUGUGUCAUACUUUCUUCUAUAAGAUUAUUUUCUUUAUAUUUGUGUCUAGGUUCUGCUAAAAUAUAAACAAAUGGUGAGAUCAGAAAGCUAAAAAGACCAAGUUAGAGUGAGGUUUCCUUAAUGCUAUAAGUAACCUGUGGUCUAAACAAUUUUUGGUUUUCUGCUCCUAGUUGUCUGUUGGGAAGCUACCCUUCUUCCAUGCAUCAGAGCCUGCUUUAUCUGCACAGCCAGGGGGCCAGGUGUCAACCUUGAUCCUUUCCCAGGAAUGGUAAAGGAAGCUAGAAACAGCUCAGCAGGGUUAGGAAGACAGUGUCUCAUGAGAAUGCCAAAUGUUUUGGGGUGGAUUUUUCUAGUUUAACAGUUCUACAUCUCAUUAUUCAAGUUACUUUAAUAUAUUUAAUUGUUAGUAAGGAUAUUUGUUUGUUAGUGACUUACAGUUGUUAACUUUUGGUCUUUUGGUCUUGUGCAAUAGAAUCUUGCUUAUCGAAGAAAUGCAGUUAACACAUCAGCUGGACCUAUUUCCCGAAUACAGGGUGACCCUUCUGUUAUUUAAAGAUGUAAAAAAUGCUGGAGACUUGAGAAAAAAGGCCAUGGAAGGUGCCAUUGAUGGCUCAUUAAUAAAUCCUACAGUGAUUGUCGAUCCAUUUCAGAUACUUGUGGCAGCAAACAAAGCAGUUCACCUCUACAAACUGGGAAAAAUGAAGACAAGAACUCUAUCUACUGAAAUUAUUUUCAAUCUUUCCCCAAAUAACAAUAUUUCAGAGGCCUUGAAAAAGUUUGGUAUCUCGGCAAAUGACACUUCAGUUCUGAUUGCUUAUGUUGAAGAGGGAGAAAAACAAAUAAAUCAAGAAUACCUAACAUCUCAGGUAGAAGGUCAUCAAGUUUCUCUCAAAAAUCUCCCUGAAAUAACAAAUAUUACGGAAGUCAAAAAGAUAUAUAAACUAUCUUCACAAGAAGAAAGAAUUGGGACGUUAUUGGAUGGUAUCAUUUGUAGGAUGUCAACAAAAGAUGUUUUGUGAAAUGACAGAAAUAUUAAAAAUUUUCAGCAAUUAUAAAAACCAUUCAUUAUUUUUUCCAGAUUAUAAAAUCUAUUAUGUUUGUUGUAGAAAAAUUUAAAGCACAGAAUGGUAACAAAGGAAAAAAAAUAAAACCAUUCCUGAUCCUAUCUCUUAAUAUUUUAAAAGAUAACCAUGGUUACUGUUAUUUGUUACUGCCUUCUAGUCUUCUGUUUCUGUUCAAAUAUAUUUUAUUUUUAUGUAAGUGGAAUAAUUGCUAACAUUUAUUGGGUGUCUACAAUGUACUGAGUUCUUGUUUUCAUGACUUUAUAUCCCUCAGCUCAUAUUCCUGCACUUCCUUCUGGCUACUCCAGCAUUGCUGUUCCAAGCCUCCUGGUUCCAAGUUUUUACAUGCAAGAAUUCAUUUAAUUAUCACAGCAUCAUAUGAGGUAGAUACUGUUAAUACUCCCAUUUUACACAAAGGCAACUAAAAGGUUGUAGAAGUAAUAAAUAACUUGCCCGAGGUUUUACAGCUAAAAGUCAUGUUUUAUAAAUGCUUUGGUUUUUUGGUUUUUUUUUCUAUUUUGUCUUAAAAUAUGAUUGUGUCAGUCAAGAUAGAGUAGGUUAGGGGUCAGCAAACUUUUCUGUUAAGGACAAGGUAGUACGUAUUUCCGGUUCUACAGGCCAUGUGGUGUCUGUUGCACCUACUCAGCUCUUGCUGUUGUAGCGCUGAAGCAUCCACAGACAGUAUAUAAAUGAUACACACAGCUGUAUCCCAGUAAAACUUUAUUUACAAAAAUAAGUGAUGGGCAAGAUUUGACCAGAGGGCAGUAGUUUCUGGACUCCUAGGUUAGAUUGGGCUGUAAUUUAGGGUCCCUAAAGCUCCUUGGUUUCAUACGACAAAAGAUUGUCUUGCUCACUCCACAUAGCCACUGUGAAUCAGUAGGAAGACUCAUUGCAGUGACUCAGGAAUCCAGUCAGCCAAAGGCUUUAUGUCAGCAUGUGCUCUGUGGGUCACUGCGCAGCUGGAAGUUACGCUGUGAGUUACAUGGUGGCUCUUAAAGCUCCCAUGUGGAAGUGACAGAUAUCGCUUAUCUCAUGUUUCACUGUCCAGUCACAUGGCCGUGCCAACAUCAAAAGGGGUGGGGGAGUGCGAUCCUGCACCAUGAUAGAGAAUGGAGAGGUAGAAAUCCUUAGGGGACAAACAUGUAUUUCCAUUGUGGUCAUAAAUAAUAAGGUACCAAAGCACAUCGUUAGCGUUUCUUGCAGGUGCUGCGCUAAGCUCUUUAUAUGCACUGCCUCACAUAGUCCUCUCUACAACCCUAAGAGAUUUUACCACCUUCAAGGAAGCAAAUUUAGUCUCUGAACUCUAUUUCAAAAGGUUUCAAACCUACAGAACAACUGAAAAUAAUACAAUGAACAUCCAUGUGACUUUCAUGUGAUUUCACUAUUUGUUAACAUUUUGCUACAUUUGUUUGCUUUUCUGAAAUAUUUGAAAGUAAAUUGCAGACCUCAUGGCACUUCACCCUACAUUGUGUUUAGUUGUUAUGUCUCUUAGUCUCCUUUAAUCUAAAACAAUCUUUUUUUUAAAGA